UAAAUCAGAAUCCGAAAACCAAUGGCCAUUCAGAUGAUUCUGCAUUCAGUUCCAAGAAUAUCGCUGUGUGGAUGUAGCGUUCCGUAGUAUUUCGGCCCAGUUCGGGAGGUUUCGUGCCUGCCAUUUUUGUUUGUCUAGCGAACAAUUUUUCUAAUUUCUAACAGUUUCUAGUUAGUUUUGUGAUUGUUUGUUAAGGGUUUCAUUUGAUGUGAUGUUAAGUUUGUGCUGCUGAGUGUUCAGAAACGAAGUUAGUGGCACUGUUGACACGAGUGAUGUUUUUGUUGUUUUGUCAACUAAGGCCAGCGUGAUUAAUGACACGCUAGGGCUGGUCUGCACCAAAAUGUAGCAUUGCUCUUCACAUGCGAUGGGAGCCAACAUGGGCAAAAACACCUCCUUAUUGGAUGCUUUACCCAGCGGACAAGGCACCUUGCACGUGGUGAUGUUAGGACUGGACUCAGCCGGCAAAACUACGGCCCUCUAUCGGUUAAAAUUUGACCAAUAUCUGAAUACGGUCCCUACAAUAGGAUUCAAUUGCGAGAAAGUCAAAGGCACAAUCGGAAAAGCUAAAGGUGUCAACUUUCUAGUAUGGGACGUCGGGGGGCAAGAAAAGCUCCGUCCCUUAUGGAAGUCGUACACCCGCUGUACGGACGGCAUAGUGUUUGUUUUGGACUCCGUCGACCUCGAGCGCAUGGAGGAAGCAAAAAUGGAAUUGGUGCGGACUGUCAAAUCGCCAGAAAAUGUCCACGUACCGAUUUUAGUCUUAGCUAACAAACAGGACCUGCCAGGUGCUCGAGAACCCAGAGAAUUAGAAAAAUUACUGGGGCUUACUGAGCUGGGCAAUGGUACUCUUGGUGUUCAUCUGUGGCAUGUACAACCCGCAUGUGCAAUAACCGGAGACGGUCUGCACGAAGGGCUAGAAGUGUUGUACGAGAUGAUAGUUAAACGUCGCAAAAUGGCUAAGGAGCGUAAAAAAAAGGGCAGAUAGGGUCCACUACCUGUUUUCCUUUAAACGCGAAAAACUUACGGAACCAGUAAGCGAUGGUUAUUGUGUGGCUUGCACCAACUUUAAGAUGUUUGCUUGUCUACCACUCUUGUACAUUUUAUGAAAAGGGCUAUUGAAGGGAAUUUUUGAAGAUCAGUUCGAAAAUGAACUGCUUUUGCAAUAUGUUACCCGACUUCCUAAUAUUUUACUGAACAUAUGCAUGAGUCACGGACGUUUUUCUCAAUCCAUAUGUAAUAAAUCAGCUUAUGCUUGCUUUUCAAACCAAAAUCGACCUCGGUAACAAAAAUCUAAAUAGCGAAAAGUUAUGCCUUUGAAAAUGUUUGCAGGGAGGGGCUGUGCUCACCAAAGGCAGUUUCCCGAACUAUAAAAUAUCAAAGCAUUCUAUCUUGUUUUAAGCUCUUUUAAUCAAAAUAUUUGGUGUAUAUUUUUUAGUCAACCAUACAAAAUUUCAAAAAUUCCCCUGAAAAGUGCUGCUAAUGUUCCCCACAAUUAGACGAUUAUUGUGAUUAAGUUCAUUUCGACUAAGAGUUGCUCGUUAAGUGAAAUUUGAAUUCAACCUAAAAGAACUGAUUCAACAACUGGUUAAAUGUACUUUUUAUACCAAAGGUGCUUUUUUAAUUAAAUCAAAUAUUGUUAAUUUAGUUACAUUGUUAAGGUUUGAAUAAUAUGUAAUUAUUAGUUACCGAAUGUUUGUUUGUUUAAUUUUUAGUGUAUAUUCUUUGUUUUGUAUGUUAUGUUCCUGUUUAAGAAAGAGUUAAGAGCCAAUUCUGCCCGUUUAUCCCCGAAGAUAGAUUAAAUAUAUAAAGGGUGGCCUACCGAAAAGUAAGAAUGAAUGUUUGUGAUUUCCGCAAACAUUAAAAAACGAUUAGCGAUUUAAUUUAGACACUGUUGGACCCCUAAUAAACCACUUAAAAAUCCCGAUUGAACGAAAUACUGCCCACAAACUUCACGGACAUCUAAGUGAAGGUGUAGGAUUGGAGGAAAAAAUCGAGAUCAUGGGAAUGGCGCAUUUUAAAAUUUAUUAGACUGUAAACCAUUCCGGAUACUUUUCGGCGGUCCACCCUGUAUAGCAACCAUAACUUAAAAAAAAUAUAUUUUUAGUUAAAGUCUUGUCAUUAUUGCAAUAAAUAAAUUAUUAAAUUAAA
Dendroctonus ponderosae (mountain pine beetle) is the source of this 2148-nucleotide messenger RNA. It is a transcript of the gene Arl4, whose product is annotated as ADP-ribosylation factor-like protein 4A. The transcript is spliced from 5 exons. Gene Ontology annotation, molecular function: GTP binding; GTPase activity. The record is from RefSeq and is a predicted model, not a curated record. NCBI's taxonomy places the organism in Eukaryota, Metazoa, Arthropoda, Insecta, Coleoptera, Curculionidae. Bases 365 to 985 code for a protein of 206 amino acids. Gene Ontology annotation, cellular component: cytoplasm. Gene Ontology annotation, biological process: vesicle-mediated transport; intracellular protein transport.